Silurus meridionalis is the source of this 2166-nucleotide messenger RNA. RefSeq names its product hyaluronan-binding protein 2-like. Gene Ontology annotation, biological process: proteolysis. Gene Ontology annotation, molecular function: serine-type endopeptidase activity; calcium ion binding. The record is from RefSeq and is a predicted model, not a curated record. Lineage: Eukaryota; Metazoa; Chordata; Actinopteri; Siluriformes; Siluridae. The coding region runs from base 75 to 1772 and encodes 565 amino acids. The transcript has 13 exons.
GAAUGAUUUUUGCCUACUGUUUCAUGACUGUGGUGAACUCUCUCCUGUAAUCCGGUGACAGUGCUGGCAGUGCCAUGCUUCGAAUAUUGUUGCUAAUGCUGAGCCUGCAAACCCUUACCCAGGCAGCAGCAGAAGAAAGUGAGGGACAUGUAUUGAAGAUUGUAGAUGUUAUAGCUGAAGAUCCAACACCAGCAGCUAAUGAUACAUUAGAUGACUACUAUGAAGAAACUUCUACUAAUAAUCAAACUGAUAACAAUUCCGAAUGGUUGUAUCAAUUCAUUGAAGAGACAGAUGAAUGUGAUCCAAAUCCCUGUUACAACAAUGGUGUAUGUACAAAUGAUGGUGAAGGCGAUUUCAAAUGCGAAUGUCCCCUUCCUUUUAAGGGAAAACGCUGUCAAACUGUUAUAAAUGCGUGUAAGCAUGCCAAAUGUGGCCGUGGCGAAUGUGUUAUUAUUGACGAUAAGCCAUUUUUUGAGUGCAAGUGUUUUGCCCCCUUCCAGCCUCCCAACUGCAGGAGACCCUCAGCAUGUAAUCCUAAUCCCUGUUUGAAUGGUGGAACAUGUGUAAAGGGUCGUACAAGGGCUAGUUUCUACUGCAGUUGUCCUGAUAACUACAGAGGAAAGUUCUGCCAAGUUGGUCCUGAUGAUUGCUAUGAGGGAGAUGGGGCAUCCUACAGAGGUUUUGUCAGUGAAACAGAAGAUGGACACGAUUGUCUGCAUUGGAACUCUCACCUCAUUGCAGCUGGUAUUUCUGAGGAUAGUGCUAAUACAGAGCAAGAAGAAGAAGAAGAAGAAGAGGAGGAUGAUGGAGUAGGACAACAUAACUAUUGCAGAAACCCAGAUGGAGAGAGCCAGCCUUGGUGUUUCAUCAGAUACAAUAACACAUUAAGCUGGGACAUCUGUAAUGUCACACGCUGCCCUGAACCAGAUGUAACACCAACUGAAGCAACAAACAAUGAAUUCACCACAUCUGCUCCAGAAGAAGAGUUCUCAGUGUGUGGAAAGCUAUGGCCAGGAAGGGUCGCUCCUAGAAUCUUUGGUGGAAGGAAAGCGAAACCUGGAACUCAUCCCUGGCAAGUUUCUUUGCAGGGGCGCUCCAGACAUAGCACCAAUGAUUUCCAUCACUUUUGUGGGGGAAUCCUCCUAAACUCAUGCUGGGUCCUCACUGCUUCUCACUGUUUACACAGCACAGUUGAGAUGCAGGUGGUUCUGGGUGGGGUGGACCUGGAAAAGCAUGAGGCUGCAGAUCAGACUUUGGCAGUGGAAAAAUAUAUAAAGCAUCAGAACUACACAGACAUUGAUGAUAUCCAGUACAAUGACAUAGCCCUGCUCAAACUGAAGGCUAUGUCUGAAGAUGGACAUUGUGCCAGAGAGACCAAGUUUGUUAGAGCUGCCUGUUUACCAACUGGGCCCCUUCCUGAUGGGAUGGAAUGCACUAUAUCAGGCUAUGGAGUCACUGAGAAGGAUGAGAGUGGUUCCAGUCAGCUGCUAGACACAAAGGUCCUCCUGAUUAACCAGGACCGUUGCAAGGCUCCUAAUGUUCUUGGUAAUGUGCUGGAUGAGGGCAUGCUCUGUGCUGGACGAAUGCAAGGAGGUGUUGAUGCUUGCCAGGGAGAUUCUGGGGGUCCACUCAUCUGUAGGCAGAAUGGCACAAAUUUUAUCUAUGGUGUAGUGAGCUGGGGUGACGGCUGUGGAAAGAAGAAUAAACCUGGUGUUUAUGCCCGUGUCACCAAAUUUAUUGACUGGAUCAAUGAAAAUAUGCGUUCUACAUAAAGUGGGGAUAUACUUUGAUGUGACACAAUGACAUAUUUUAUCCAGCUUUCACAAAACUUAUUGUCAAGCAAGUAAUGAAAUUAUUAUGUUUAGAUUCUCAACAUCGGGACUAUAAACUCUUCACAAGCCAAUAAUUCGGAUUUCUAUUCCCUUACUAUACAAUGUUGUUGACAAGAAUUAAAAUGAGAAGUUUUAUUCAUUAAGACAGCACACUGAAAACUAUUUUUAGCAGCUACUAUUUAAAUGGCUGAUAUUUAUCUCUUUAUCAGUAUUCAGGUACUCACUAGGGACCAUAUUUUAUAUUAAGUGUACACAGUAAGGAUUAAUAUCAGUAUUGUGUAUCCAUUUGAAAAACUCUGUCUUGGAUGUAUAAAAUAAAACUCUGGCAACCUUA